AUGACCUCAACAAGCCAGAAAACCAAGCCAAAAAAAACUGAAUUUUCGGCUCAAAUAACUGAAAUAGGAAGCGAAUUAAGCAAUAUUACCGGCAAAAAUAAUCAAGAACUAGAAAAGGUAAUCCAAAAAUUAGAGCAGGAAAUUGGAAAAAUUAAGGAGAAAUUAGAAAAUAAUAAUCCUGAUAAUUCAGGGCCUCCGCCCGAAAAUCCUGUCUCUGUCAAUAAUCAAUUCACUUACCGAAAUUUUAUCGAACUUUUAAAAUCCCAAGAUAAAAAGUUUUUCGUAUCAAAAAAUACUCUUGAUAAACCUUUCGAGUUUGUGGUAAUUAAAUCACAGAGUUUAGCCGAUAUUAACCAAGAUUAUUCCAGUUUUCAAAAGCAUUUUGAUAAAAGCAGUAACAUUAAUGUAGUAAGUUUUCCUAGUCCCAGUGAAGUUGCUAAUAAGUUAAUAGAAGAAUUGGAAAAGGGUGCUGAUGCUCCCCGUUGGUUAAAUACAGAAGGAACAGGAGAGAAAUUUUAUGCGGUGGGGCGGAUUCCGAACGUUUUUGGCAAGCGAGAAGGCAAACCUAGUUAUGACGCCAUUACGGCUGCUCGCUUAAUUGACCGUUCACUCCGCAGUUUUUUUCCUUUUCCCAGCCAGCAGGAAGUUCAAAUAACUAAUUCGGUUCUCUCUUUUGAUCCGGACUGUGAUCCUCGUGUAGUUAAGUUAAUUGUUAGUGCUACGGAGGAAAAAAUUACCAUGCUGGAAGCAGGAGCUCGGGAAAUAGAUGAAGCAGAAUUGACCCAAGCCAUUACUUUCGCUCACCAAGAAAUUCAGAAAAAAAAGCCAACGACCAAUGAAAAAGAAAAAAAAAUGAAAGAAGUUCGCCAAAAAUUAACCCAAGAGUAUUACGUCCAAAAUCCUCAAUUAGAGGAAGAAUUUGUGAAAGAUUUGGUUGAGGAAUUUUGA
This is a messenger RNA of Racocetra persica, 948 nucleotides long. NCBI's taxonomy places the organism in Eukaryota, Fungi, Glomeromycota, Glomeromycetes, Diversisporales, Gigasporaceae. The record is from the annotation of a GenBank genome assembly.